AUGCAGAACAUCAACCGGAUCUUGAUCUCCAACACCACCAUGUCGAUGCUCUGCGUCAUGUUUGGACCCCAAGGUUGGGCAGACUUGCCAGAUGUGCUAUUGUGUUCCAUCAUGGUCCUGUUGGGUUCAAGCCGUGACCUUCUUGCAUUCAUCGCCACCUGCCCCAGUUGGCGUGCCGCGUUCAUGUCAAUGAAGCCUGCCUUAGACAUGAUCUUCCCACCUGUUAUUUUCCGGAAUUGUGCCGACCAAACGAGCCCAGCUGGCUGCAACACUGGAAACACAUGGGAGCUUAUUGAUCUUGCCUAUCCAAGUACUCCAUUGCGUCGGUUGAGCCUCCCAAAUAUUUUGGACACAAUGGAAAUUCUGAAAUGUUCUCAUGGUCAUGCUAUCUUCUCCUCCGGCAGAUCCCAUGUAAUUAUGGACGUGCUCACUGGCACCAUGGUUGCAGCUCCACCUUGCCCAUCCAUUCAGCUCUGCUAUAGAACAUUCGUAUCUCAAGAAGCGUUGCCGGAUUCAUAUCUAUUUGUCAGCAGCCCGCACUGCCUUUACGCUUGGCGAGUUGGGAGCCCCUCAUGGUUGCACUGUGAUUUUUUAAAUGCACAUUUGAUUCAUGAGAUGGUGUCCUUCAAAGGGCGGGUCAUUGCGAGGAUACAGCAAAAGCUGUACAUCGUGCAUUUGGCACCUGAGUUUCAUGUUGAGGUACUAAGAGUUUCUUGUAGCGAUAAUAUAGACCCAUCCAAGCUUUCUCGAAAGUUGGUGGUUUGUGAAGAUAUGCUUCUCCUACUUUGUGGUAAUGAGAAAGCCUUCUCCAUCGACUUCUCGACUAAACCUGCAAAGUACGUGAGGGUGGCAGAUGGAGGCUUGUCGAAGUGGGCAUUCUUCUUCGGCGAGAAACCUAUUGGCCAGCCACGACUGUUGGUGAACCCAGAGAGGAUAGGGUUGAAGGGUGGCCAGGUAUACCAGCUGGAUCAAAAUGGCCGAGUAUUUUCAUACCCAGCAGAUGGCGAACAAGAUGGGGAGUGGGUUCCUGAACCUUGUUUUGUGACGAUCAACGCCCGUUUUGCUCGCAGUACGACAUCCUAUGCAUCUUGGGUAUGA
Triticum turgidum subsp. durum (durum wheat) is the source of this 1098-nucleotide messenger RNA. Lineage: Eukaryota; Viridiplantae; Streptophyta; Magnoliopsida; Poales; Poaceae. The record is from the annotation of a GenBank genome assembly.